UAGUCUUUCUAAAAUAAAGGGAAGUUUACAAGUGGCCGUGUUUGUCUUUUUCCUUUUGAUCGUAAACGAUAGACAAAGAUGAAGUUAUUUACUUUGACUUGUCUACUUGUUUGAGAAAAUGUUUUACGCUGCUUGAUAUGUUUUGAGGUUAUAUAACCCUUUUCGAAAUACAAAGUAGAAAAAAAGAUAAUCUGUCAAAAUGCUCCGCAGCUAUGAAGGUGUACGAUUUCUUUCGGACAAACAAAUGGUGAUAUUUGACAUUGGAAGCGCGUAUACAAAAUAUGGUUAUGCGGGUGAAACUACGCCGCGAGGUAUGAUAAGAACGGAAGUCGUGUGUCCGGAAACUAAAGAGCUUCGGAAAAUCUAUGAUUAUAAAGAUACGGAAGAUUUGUACCAGUUGCUCGUCGAAUUUCUUCAUUCUUUAUUUUUCAGAUAUGUUCUGAGAACUCCAAAAGAAGCAAGAAUUAUUGUUUUGGAGUCACUGUUAGUUCCGUCACAAUUCAGAGACACACUGGCCAAAGUACUGUUCCGGCACUUUGAGAUUGGUUCUCUGAUGUUAUUGUCUGUUCAUUUGGCAACAAUCAGUACAUUGGGUACCAACACAGCCUUAGUUUUAGAUGUUGGGUACAAGGAAGCUACAUUGAUUCCAAUUUACGAGGGUGUACCAAUUUUGAAGGCAUGGCAAGCUCUACCCUUGGGUGGUCAAAUUGUGCACGAGUAUUUGAUGAAGUCUUUGAAGGAUGUUAAUCCUAAUGCAGAUAUAACAGAGAACCUUGUGGAAGAUAUAAAAGUAAGGACAUGUUUUGUUACUACAUUAGAAAGAUCUGCUAAAUUAGGAACAGACGAUGCUCCUAAUCCGCCUCCUGCUGUUAUGUAUCCUGGAGUUAAAAAUAUUACUAUACCCGGCGAAGUUAGAGAAAAAGCAUUUGAAGCAUUCUGGGAAAGAGAUAAUGAUAAUCUUAGUAUCCCUACAAUGAUUCUAGAUGCCAUAAUUAAGUGUCCAAUAGAUACCAAACGGUCUUUGGCUGAAAAUAUAAUACUAAUCGGUGGAACGACAAUGAUAAAAGGAUUUGCUAGUCGUCUUAAAUCUGAACUUUCUGCUCUAAUAAAAACCAGUCCUUAUUCCGAGAAAUUAAAAAUUCAGUCAUUCAAGUUCCAUACCGCGCCCAGUAAGCCAAAUUACACAGCAUGGUUAGGAGGUGCCAUUUUUGGAACUGUGGACUUACCAUCAAGAUGCGUAACAAAAGAGAAUUAUUUAAAAUCUAACAGAAUCCCUGACUGGACCAGUUUAAUAGAUAACCAAAGAGAAGAUUCUGUAAAUUGCGAAAUUUACAGGGGAAUCUGUGGCCCGCGACAGAGAAGUUCGUCAGGCCGGCUUUAGACGACAUAAAAUCGUGCAUACUUGAUUGUCUGGCGGUUGUUUCGAAUUUAAAACAUCGUCGACGUAUGCAAGCACUUGUUCU
This is a messenger RNA of Colletes gigas, 1463 nucleotides long. RefSeq names its product actin-related protein 10 (gene Arp10). The transcript has 6 exons. Lineage: Eukaryota; Metazoa; Arthropoda; Insecta; Hymenoptera; Colletidae. Gene Ontology annotation, biological process: retrograde axonal transport of mitochondrion. The record is from RefSeq and is a predicted model, not a curated record. The coding region runs from base 200 to 1381 and encodes 393 amino acids.